Lingula anatina is the source of this 1685-nucleotide messenger RNA. RefSeq names its product forkhead box protein B1. Gene Ontology annotation, molecular function: RNA polymerase II cis-regulatory region sequence-specific DNA binding; DNA-binding transcription factor activity, RNA polymerase II-specific. Gene Ontology annotation, biological process: regulation of transcription by RNA polymerase II; anatomical structure morphogenesis; cell differentiation. NCBI's taxonomy places the organism in Eukaryota, Metazoa, Brachiopoda, Lingulata, Lingulida, Lingulidae. The record is from RefSeq and is a predicted model, not a curated record.
ACUAAAGAAUGAGAAGAUCGUAUGCUUGCUGUAUUUUAAAGUAGCACUUCUCAGUGAACCGACUGUGAGCUGUUUUUAUCAUGCAUUUGAAGAUUUGCAUUUGUUAUUUACGUACCUGUCACGAUCAAAUGAAGCCGCGUGUUUGUGACGUGUGAAGGCCUCUGCCUUUUUUUCCACGCUGACUAGAUACACAAUUCGUGCGGCUCCGGAUCGCGGCGAGAUAUACACAAGUAUGGUGCUCUGUCAACAGCAGAAACGACACGCAUUGAUGACGGCCGGUAAUGAAGUCUGCAGUUAUGGUUGGGGAUUAUAGAGCGUUGACAGUUAACUCCUGUACAGAUUUCUAACGGGGCUGUAACAUUUCGUCUGGGGCCUGGUGCAGUCAGACCACUAACAUUAGAAUUGUCUCCACAGUUUCCAGGGAGAAAGAGUUGCUGCAAGGACAGUUUAAUUCUUAAUGGUCCCAUACCAACUGACUUAAUAGUGUGUUAGAUUUCCUGAAGUGGAAUGCUUGUUAGUGAGACCGUGCAGCUGAAAAGGAAAGAGGACCAUUUACAAUAGGUGUGCACAACCUAAGCGAAGAUACGUAGAGUGAAGCAGAAAAAAUACCGAAAAGGGGAAAAGGGUGAGUUGUAAAUUAAGGAUCAUUUCUAGUUCAACCGCAUUGCUGACUGCUUUUCACAAUUUGAAAAAAAAUUCGAACUAUAAGCUAAGAAAAGAUGCCUCGGCCAGGAAGAAACAGUUACAGCGAUCAAAAGCCGCCGUAUUCCUACAUUGCCCUCACUGCCAUGGCAAUACAGAGCUCUGCCGAGAAAAUGCUUCCUCUGAGCGAUAUCUACAAAUUCAUCAUGGACAAAUUCCCAUUUUAUCGGGAGAACACUCAAAGAUGGCAGAACUCCUUAAGACAUAAUUUGUCGUUCAAUGACUGCUUCAUCAAAAUCCCACGCCGGCCGGAUCGCCCGGGCAAGGGGAGUUACUGGGCUCUACAUCCAAUGUGCGGAGAUAUGUUCGAAAACGGGAGCUUUCUACGUAGGAGAAAGAGGUUCAAACUUCAGCUAAGGCAGCUAGCCGGGUUAGCUGCGCAGGCGGGGUCGGCCGAACAGGAACAAAUGAAGCAUCGAAUGGAGCAAGCCUUGUUUCUACCACACCACCCAAAAUAUGGAAUACAUCCCUACGCCGCGGCACACCUGGCACCUUUUCUAAACCAACCAAUGAAGCAUCCUUUCACCAUAGAGCACCUUAUGGCUCCAGAUUAUAAGCGACCAACUUUCAUGGCACCCCACACUUUACUUCCCCCGGGCAUCGCAAUCCCAAGGGCACUGGUGGCUCCUUUCGGACUGAGCCCAUCGAUAAAUACUUGCCCUUCUUGCGGCGAAAGUGGCAACGCUGGGAACAUGCUCUGCAACUCCUGUCGAGUUUCAGUCCACAAAGAGGGGCUUGCGUAUUCUGUUAAUCAGCUAAAUGAGGAGCUUCGACUUCUUAAGAGUCAAACUACUCCACGAGACGUCACAGGACCCUCGGUGCCCCUGCCGAUCAAGCCAACGCCAAUCUCUAGCUUUCCUCUUGCCAUUCUGCCGCCAAGAACGAGCGGGCUCGCGUUCUCGUCAACAGCUACGCCGAGAUCAGCGGAAGUGGCCUUGAAUCUGUCAACCCACUCACCACCGUCGUCAAAAGGUAGUAGAUAA